Messenger RNA from Lycium ferocissimum, 681 nucleotides. RefSeq names its product mitochondrial protein pet191 homolog. Bases 87 to 302 code for a protein of 71 amino acids. Gene Ontology annotation, biological process: mitochondrial respiratory chain complex IV assembly. NCBI's taxonomy places the organism in Eukaryota, Viridiplantae, Streptophyta, Magnoliopsida, Solanales, Solanaceae. The record is from RefSeq and is a predicted model, not a curated record. The transcript has 3 exons. Gene Ontology annotation, cellular component: mitochondrion.
UUUCAGAGUCUGGCGGCCUGGUCCCUUUAUUGACUGGAAACAUCCAAAAGAAGGGAGCCGGGGGUUUUAUUUUAGAAGAAGAAGAAAUGGCGAAGUCCUGUAAGGGCCUUGCUAUGGAAUUGGUCAAAUGCCUCAGUGAAUCCGAUUGCGUUAAGGUUGAGAAGAAGAGUUUCAGGGAAUGUGCUAAAGAAAAGAGUCCAUGUAUUCCUAGUGAAUGUGUUGGACUCAGGGAAACUUACUUCAAUUGCAAGAGAGGACAGGUGGACAUGAGAGCUCGAAUACGCGGAAAUAAGGGCUAUUAAUUGGUAGUGCUGGUGCAAAUUCCUCAAAUAGGAAGCAUGACAUUUUUCCUGACUGGGACGCAUGUGUUGUACAUGCAGUGUCUUUGUACAAAUUGCGAUCUACAUUUUUCUCAGCGAUAGCACAUAUUACAAGCUUCUUGGAUACACAAUUACUUGACAGAUUUGUACUUGGUGCUUCGAACCCUUCUUAAUUUUGAAUAGUGUUGAUAUUGGUUUUGAAGUUGUGGAAAAAGGUUUAGUUCUCACUUCUCAUCCUGAAUGACUAAUUUGUUUUUCUUUCACUGAUGUGCCACGGAGAGAUGAUUUGCUUAUCUAUUUCUUAGCACAAGUUCUUGGUGGGGUUAUUGGUCCACAAUUGAAUAAAAUGAAUCUUUUUGAA